This is a messenger RNA of Mycosarcoma maydis (corn smut), 1482 nucleotides long. RefSeq lists its product as uncharacterized. The record is from RefSeq and is a predicted model, not a curated record. The transcript has 2 exons. Gene Ontology annotation, cellular component: membrane. Gene Ontology annotation, biological process: zinc ion transport; transmembrane transport. Lineage: Eukaryota; Fungi; Basidiomycota; Ustilaginomycetes; Ustilaginales. Gene Ontology annotation, molecular function: metal ion transmembrane transporter activity. The coding region runs from base 1 to 1482 and encodes 493 amino acids.
AUGUCGGGCUUCAUCGCGUUUUUGCUGCUGGUGAGCGGUAUGGGCGUAGGGACGCUCGUCUGUGGACUUGCACCGCUCUCGCUCCCACUGUCGCAUCGGAUGAUGCGCGUGCUCGAAGUGUUUGGAGCUGGCUUACUCGUCGGAGCUGCCGUCACAGUCGUUAUCCCUGAAGGCUCGAGCGCGCUCUUCUCCAAUGUCACACCGCCAUCGCCGUCGCCGUCGCCGUCGCCGGCCAGUAUCUAUUCAAGUGCGCUGCAUCCCACAGCGGCCUACAAGCCCGUCUCACCACUCGAAAUACCGCCAGCAUCCCACCCACAAUCUUCGCAGCCGCUAUGGGCAUGGUCCUUUAUCACUAGGCGAUCGGAAGAGCCAUCGCAAAUUCACGCGCUCAAACACGAUCCGCAUAAUCACGACUCGCCUAGCGAUCACAAGCCAUUCACACAGUCCGACGCAGCACACCGUCUUGGAAGCAGCAUCCUUUUUGGAAUCGUUCUCAUGUACAUAAUCGACCAGCUUACUUCCAGCUCGACAGCUUCGUCCCACAAUCACCAUCCAGACAAGACGCAGGAUCACCAUCAUAGCCACGAAUAUCUUAACUCGCCCGUGCGGCCACGUCUCGAAGCGCACCGCCUAUCCAAAUCGUUUCACCAGAGAUCCGACCCAACAACGACACCCAACACCAUUCACAAGGUCAGCAGCAGAGCGUCGUUUACCAUCUAUGACCGUUCGCAGCAUGGCUUCGAUGAGGAGGCUCAAGCAGGAGCUUCUUCGGCAGGCACACAAGCACCCUCGACGAGCAAUGAACCGCACAGGCGUGUUGAAAGCAUCACCACCGCUUCCAGCAGCAGCAUUCUCAAACGCAGCAGAUCCAUGUCGUCGUCGCAUACAGACCAUUCGAGUUUCGGUCAGGCUUUGACGACCAUCGUCGGUCUUCUGAUCCACGCUGCAGCGGAUGGCAUCGCUAUGGGCGCCUCAGCUCAGUCGGGCGAUGAGACGCUCACCAUGGUCGUCUUUAUCGCCAUCAUGGUGCACAAGGCUCCAGCUGCGUUUGGUCUGUGUGCCAUGCUCAUGUCACAGCGCCUGUCACGCACUUCGAUUCGCAAGGCCGUCGCUAUCUUUGCCUUUGCCUCGCCUCUAGGCGCGCUGGUCACCUACGGUCUGCUCGCUAUGUUCUUUGACUCGGCCAACACAACCGUGCACCGAGCCGCAGCAGACGCACAGGGUGGCAUCGACGGCAAAAGCAUCGGCACAGCGCUCGCAUUUUCGGGCGGCACUUUCCUCUUUGUCGCUUUCCACGCCGUGUUGGAACUUGCCGGAGCCGAAGCGGAUACGCUUCCGUCACUCGUCGGCAGCGCAGACGCGGCAGGCGAGACCCAGAUCUUGGGCAAGUGGCUGAGGAUAGCACUGUUGAUCGCUGGCGCUUGCACUCCGAGAUUGCUCCAGAGCGUGUUGGCUAGUUUUGGAGGCGCACAUCAUCAUUGA